Molecule: messenger RNA, 3728 nt
Organism: Spirodela intermedia
Lineage: Eukaryota; Viridiplantae; Streptophyta; Magnoliopsida; Alismatales; Araceae
Source: the annotation of a GenBank genome assembly
AUGUCGAUCGACGAGCUGAACGAUGAGAUGGUGCGGAGCAUGUCCGUCGGUGCUGCUUUCACAGAUUACGUGUGUGCCGAGGCUUCGUUUGCUUUAUCUCCUGUAUAUUGUCCCUUAUUUUUCUCUCGAAUUAUUUAAUUAUAUAUCUCCUCGUUUUUCUAUAUUGCAACUUGUUUCUAUCUUUAUUGAACUCAAGAUCGAUUAUAAUUCAGUCUUGUGGAACCCGAUGGUCUAGAAAUUAUGCACCUCUAGCGUUCCAUUGGAUUUCUUAUUUUUUUAGAUGUUCAUUGGUCAAAUGAUGCUGUGAGUACGGUUUUUCAGCUUGGAAAGAUUAACUCUCUGGACUUUCAUCGCAAGGACGAUCUUCUGGUCACUGCAAGCGAGGAUGAUUCUAUACGCCUCUAUGACAUUGCCAAUGCUAAGUAAGUUUUCAGAGAUAAUCGCAUCAUAAAACGAGCGAUUAAUUUAAAAUGUUUACGGUGCUCCCAGUUAUUUUUCUGGUUCAUUAUUGAGAUUAUAUAUGCUUCGUUGGUUAAUAUCAUCAGUUAUUCUGCCGUAGGAAAAGCAACUCUAUGAGCCAUGCCUUUUUCUAGUAGUUAUUAUUUAUUUUUCUGUGUCAAAUUCUUAUACAUUUUGGUUUGUCUCGGUCGUCAACAUUGCAAUUUCCAGAAGUUGUAAUCAUGCCUCAGUUGACUGCAGAUUUUCCGUCAGAUUGAGCCAAAAGCUAUUUUCUUUCUAUUUUUUUGUUUGGUUUUGGCCUGUCUACGCACUGCAUUAGCAUCCAUUCUUAGAAGUUUGUGGCUGCAUUUUUUUUUAUCUUCAAGUUCUAUUGUAAACCAUCACACUAUUGAGUCUCUUCCUGAUAUCUUUUAGUGAUCUUCUGGUUUCUCACUAUCUUGAUGAAUCACUUCAAGCCAAAAGUUUUGCAAUGUGUAGAAUGAAUGUGGAUUAUGGGCAACAUAGACGAUAUAAUUUUUUAAUUUUCCGAAAAACUCCUUCAGGAAUUCAGGGUGUCGAUAUUAUAGUCAACGUAUUGGGAGACUUCUACUGAAGUUCCAAUGUUUUUUUACGGAGCUCUAACAAUUGUCAAUAUGUUUUUCACGUGUUUGUGAUGGCCACAAAAAGUAGCAACUUCUCAUGCCAGCAAAGGGAUUUCUCGGAUAAGUCAGGAGAAAGUGGGGCAGAACCCAGGGAAAUGCGACAAACUGAUUGUUUUAGUUGUUUGAUCUAUCCUCCUUAAAUGCGAAUAGAUCUAUGCUCUCCUACCGUCAUAUAUUUGCAUAGCCUUGAGUUUGCGUUACACAGAAAUUGGAGCACCAUUGUCCUACCUCUGCAUUUAGUAGGAGCAUUUUGGCAAACAGUACCAACUGCGUUAGAAGAGCUUGGAUAAAUUUUUUGUCUAAAAGCUCUUUCGAUUCUUAAAUUAGAUUUCUAUUGGUCUGAUUACUGGCUGUAAAUAGCCGUUGUACAUAGAUAGAUUUAUAUCUAUUCAUGGCUAUAUUUCUUCAAACGUUGGUGAUAAAUCGUAACAUGUGGUUUAGCAUCUAUUUAAUAUGAUUUCUCUGUUCAAGUGCUAAACUUCUCAAGAAGCUAACAUUUGUGGUUCAAAACUCAGGCUGCUGAAGACUACUUAUCAUAAAAAGCAUGGUGCAGAUCGGAUAUGCUUCACUCACCACCCAAGUUGUGUCAUAUGCUCUUCAAGACACAGUUUGGAGUCAAAAGGUGAUGCUAUUCUAAACAUCAUUUACAGCUGGAUGUUUGGUGCCUUUUGGAAUGUUAAUUCUAAGUUGCAUGUUAUAUUCCCUCUAGCUUGUCUUUAAUGAGCUUUUGUUUUUCAUAUAGCCAGUUUGUUAAAAUGUAAACUGAAAAAAUUAAGGAUACCACUGGAUUGCUGCUUUGAGAUUGCGGCCUCAGUUCUAUUUCCAUUACAAUUUCAAUGAAUUCCAAAGAAGUUGAUGAAUUCCUCUUACUUCCUUUUUAUGGUCUCGUUCAUAUGGAUCUAAUGAUCCGACCUAUUUUCCAUCUUCUCCAGAGUUUCUCCGUUAUCUUUCCAUGUAUGAUAACCGGUGCCUCCGCUAUUUUAAGGGUCACAGUGAGAGGUGGGUGUGUUGCAACGAAAUGAUUUUACGCUAUAUGCUCAUUUUCUAACACAAACCAUUAUCUUUGGUUGUAGAAUUGUUUCGCUUUGCAUGUCUCCCGUUAAUGACAGCUUUAUGUCAGGAUCUCUCGACCAUAGUGUAAGAAUAUGGGAUCUGCGUGUUAAUGCUUGCCAGGUUAGACGCUGUGCUAUCUACAUAUGUGCAAUUCGUACAAAAGGCAUUUUCACUACCAGAAAUUCAACCAAUUGAAACGCGGUUGCCUUUGUUCAUGUUGUUUUUAAUAUUAUUUUGUUCUCACAGUAUUAGUUUGUGCAGGGACUUCUGCGCUUACGUGGUAGGCCUACUGUUGCAUUUGAUCAGCAGGGCCUUGUUUUUGCAGUAGCGAUGGAAGGGGGUGCCAUUAAGCUGUUUGACUCCCGUUCAUAUGACAAGGCUAGUACUUGAUUCCAGAUCGUUGUACUUAUCUAAUCAUAGGUUUUCCUGAUCAUUUUGCAUACUGCAGGGGCCAUUUGAUACCUUUUUUGUGGGUGGAGAUACAGCCGAGGUCUGUGAUAUCAAAUUUAGCAAUGAUGGCAAGUCCAUGCUUUUGACAACAACGAACAAUAACAUCUAUGUUCUUGAUGCUUAUGGAGGGGAUAAGGUUAGUCCCCUAUCUCAUUUCUGGAGUAACCUAAUCUCAUCGUCGGGAACUAAUCCACUCACAUCUGUAUGCAUUAUGAAGCUACUAUUGGGUUUUAUAGCAUAUCAAUGUCUUGAUGUCAAAAAUAUGUAAAUAACAGGAGUUGCUCUUGGUGGGUACUUGACGGAUUUUUUAUGAUGACUGUAGUUUGGGAGUGUGACUAGUGAUCCUUCUCAAUCAGAUCCACAUACCCUUGAUUUAUAAGGGUGAAAGAAUACGUUGAUAUUACCUUAACUAGAGGUUAGCAGGGAGCCGGUAACCUUGAGCUAUAUCCCGACAUCGUCGAAAUUUCUUUGAUGUUCGGCAACUAUGCUCUGAUGAAUCUAUAAUCCUCAGACCAAUACGUCUCUGAUAUACUUUCAUGGACUCAAUCAGUACCCACCAUCCUAGUGGUUUCGUCCUAUGAAUGUAUACCAUAAUCUCCUCACCACUCCAUGAACUACUUAUGGUCUACUUAUGGCCGCGUUAUCUUAACCAGCUUGUACCUUAUCGGUUCCCCUUGUGCAGCGCUGCGGAUUCAGCAUGGAAUCCUCUCCAAAUUCGACGAUCGAGGCUACUUUCACUCCAGACGGACAGUACGUUCUUUCAGGUCAGAUCUCCUCCCGAUGCUUGUUUCCAAUUCUGCAGAGAGCUCUGUCGGUUGUAGUCCACACUUUUUUUUUCUUCCAAAUAAUCGUAGUGCCAUCAAUCGUAGGAUCCGGUGACGGAACUCUGCAUGCGUGGAGCAUCAACACGCGCAGUGAGGUGCUCCUUUCGAUAUUCACCUCCCGUUCGAUUCAUUUUAGAACAAAGCAAUUAAUUAUUCUUUGAUGCCUUUUUGUCGGCAGGUGGCGUGUUGGAACAGCUACAUCGGUGUCGUCAGCUGCCUGAAAUGGGCUCCCCGCCGGGCCAUGUUCGCCGCGGCGUCUACCUCCCUCGCGCUGUGGAUCCCCAACCCGAGCGCGUCGUAG